Auanema sp. JU1783 is the source of this 876-nucleotide messenger RNA. Lineage: Eukaryota; Metazoa; Nematoda; Chromadorea; Rhabditida; Rhabditidae. The record is from the annotation of a GenBank genome assembly.
AUGAGAGGACUUCUUUUUUUUCGUUCCAACAUCAUCUUCCAAUGUAGAAAUAUCCAUAAUGUCCAACCUGUCAAAUUGAGCUACAAUAUUUUUGGAGAUCCAUCAACAGAUCGCGUACGUCCGCCUCUGGUCAUCCUACACGGCCUUUUUGGACAAAAAACCAACUGGAAUAGCGUCGGCAAAGCUCUCCAACGUCGGCUAAAAGGAGUAGUGUAUUGUGUUGAUUUAAGAAACCAUGGAUCAUCUCCACGAGCGCCUUCCAUGACAUAUGCUGAUAUGGCGGCUGAUGUAGCUGAAUUCAUUAGAGAUCGAAGAACGGAAUGUGGAUUCGACAAAGUCAACCUUCUUGGUCACUCAAUGGGAGGAAAAACCGCAAUGCGCCUCGCUGUAGAGCCUAUCAGCGCAAGUUUAAUCAAUAAGUUGAUUGUAGAGGAUGUAUCACCGAAAGGAUACUCCUCUAGUCAUAUCAAAUUCCGCGAUUAUAUUAAAGCAAUGAGGAAUGUUGAUUUACGGAAGACAAGGAGAGAAAUACUUGAUGCUCUGGAGCCUGCAGUUCCAGAGUUAGCAGUUCGUCAGUUUCUCAUAACAAAUCUGCAACCUAAAGGCGACGGAAGCCUCGAAUGGAAAUGCAAUAUGGAUGUUAUUGACAAAUACGUUGAAGAUGUGCUUGGUUUUUCUGUCCCGUCGGGCGCUUUCAGAGGGAAAACUUUGUUUCUCUAUGGAGCUAUUUCUGGUUACGUUCCAGACUCGGAUCGACCGCUCAUACGUUGUUUGUUCCCUCUAGUAGAAUUUGAAUCAAUUGCAAACGCAGGACAUUGGGUACAUGCCGAGUAUCCCAAUGAGUUCAUAGAUUCCAUCAGUCGCUUUUUAGACUAG